Belonocnema kinseyi is the source of this 1438-nucleotide messenger RNA. RefSeq names its product dynactin subunit 2 (gene DCTN2-p50). The record is from RefSeq and is a predicted model, not a curated record. The coding region runs from base 154 to 1380 and encodes 408 amino acids. Gene Ontology annotation, cellular component: centrosome; dynactin complex; cytoplasm. Gene Ontology annotation, biological process: mitotic spindle organization. NCBI's taxonomy places the organism in Eukaryota, Metazoa, Arthropoda, Insecta, Hymenoptera, Cynipidae. The transcript is spliced from 9 exons.
GUGAAGUGUGAAUUGCAGAGAUGGUUAAGUUAUAGAAGUAACCAAUAUUUCAGGAAGAAGGUAAAAAGUUUGAAGUCGGAAGGAAAAAAAGGAAAGAAGUGCCUUUGUUGAACUAGCAAAAGCCAAAGACACAAUUUCAUUACACUAUAAGCCAUGGCAGAUCCUAAAUAUGCUGAUCUUCCUGGCAUUGCAUAUGAUCAAGCAGACGUCUACGAAACUACAGAUCUUCCAGAGUCCGAACAAUUGCCUGUUUUUUCCAAGGAUGACAACGAUUCUGUUGAACUAUUAAACUACAAUGCUAGCGAGGAAUUCAAUAAGUUCAAAGGUAAACAUGUUGGAUGUACAGGAGUUGACUUUUCGGAUCGGAUAUCACACAAGUCAAGAACUGGCUAUAACGCUGGAUGUGGCGAAUGUGAAUUGCUUGGAGUAAGUGAAAAAGAAACUCCACUACAGAGAUUCGAACGCUUGAAUUUUGAAAUCAAAGAUCUAAUGAAGGAAUUAAGUCAACUUAAGGAGAAAGCUAAGAAUGAAGAAGAAUCCAAUUCUGCUGUAUGUAUAAUAUCUCAAGUGGAGCAUGCUGGAAAACAAUUAGAUGGUUUAAAACUAAAUGAACUCCUGGGGACCGAAUUAUUGGAGUCGCUUUCAGAUCCACAAGGAUCCCGUCUAAAGCAUUUGGUAUCGCAGAUAGAGUUAUUUAAACAAAUAAAAACGUGCAAGAACGAUGGUAAAAUCAUUGAAGUUUCACAUAAGGAAAAGGGAGUUUUGGAAUUUGGAGUUCUUAAGUAUCAGAUGAUGUAUCUCCCUGAGAAAGCUCGAUUGCAGGAAAUGGCACGUAUUGGACAACUCGAACAAAGACUUGGCCGUUUAGAACACAUCAUUGGAUCUGCUGACGAGAAGCUUACGACGUUCUCACAAUCUUUGAAAUGUCAAGGAGUACUGGAAGCUAUUCAACAGCUUGGGGCAAAAUCUUCCCUUUUGGAUAGCAGUCAACUAGACAUCGUGGAAAAUAGAUUAACUGCCAUACUUAAUAGAAUGGACAACAUGGCCCAAAAGAAAUUAGCUAUCUCUCAAGAUUCUGAGAAGGAGCAAAAGAUAUCAGAAAUGUACGAAAUAAUAAAGAAGAUAGAAGCUGUGUCGCACAUUUUUCCUCAGACAGUUAACCGAAUGUUAAUUUUGAACUCUAUUCAUCAGCAAGCAGCUGAUUUCAGUAAAUCAUUGGGGCAGCUUGAAGAAUUGCAGUGUCAGAUAUCUGCAGGACUCGAAAGCAACAUGUAUCUUCUAAAAGGAGUGCAAGAAAAUUUCACAUCCAAUUUGGAUAUUAUUAAGAAUAAUAUAGAAUCCUUAGAUCAGCGCAUAAAGAAUCUUAACAAAUCAUCAUAAUAUAUGCAUGUCAAAUAAUUACUUUUUAAAGUUUAAAUAAAAUAUCGAACUAUUCUUA